UUAUAGAAAUUCUUAUUUUCUUUUUAAAAUAAAGCUUUUGUCAUAUCCCCAGCUCAACUAUAUAUAUGAAUACAACCAAAUCCUUAUUCCUUAUUACACAACCGUUUCUUUCCCCAAACUAAGAAAAAUUAGAACCCUUCGCUCUUAGUUUUUUCUUCUUCUUCUUUUCAUUUCCCAUCAACAUUUUAUUCAUACCCCAAAAGUUUGAAUACCCAGAAUUUAGUUUGCAUUAUUAUUAUUAUUAUUAUUAUUAUUUCUUAUUGAGGUAGAAAUAAGAAAUAAAUAAUAAUAAUAAUAGUAUAUAUAUAAUUAUAAAUAUUAAUGGGGCUUAAAGAUAUUGGAGCCUCACUUCCGCCAGGGUUUAGAUUUUAUCCAAGUGAUGAAGAAUUGGUUUGUCAUUAUCUUUACAAAAAGAUUAUGAAUGAACAAGUUCUUAAGGGCACUCUUGUGGAGAUUGAUUUGCAUACAUGUGAGCCAUGGCAGCUUCCUGAGGUGGCGAAGCUGAAUAGCAACGAGUGGUAUUUCUUCAGCUUCAGAGAUCGAAAAUAUGCGACAGGAUUUCGGACCAAUCGUGCAACGACAUGUGGAUAUUGGAAAGCGACGGGGAAGGAUCGGACGGUGGUGGAUCCAUCGACAGGGGAUAUCGUGGGAAUGAGAAAAACUUUGGUGUUUUAUAAAAAUAGAGCUCCAAAUGGAAUCAAAACUGGAUGGAUUAUGCAUGAAUUUCGCCUCGAGGCCCCUCAUAGGCCCCCAAAGGAGGAUUGGGUUUUAUGUAGAGUGUUUCAGAAGGGGAAGCAAGAAGAGUACAACACCAAACUGAUUAACCAACAUUUUACGUUUGGAAACUUCGAGCGCGUUCCAUCCGUCUUCGUCCGAGCUCCAUCUCCCCUUCCAAGUGACCCGAGCCAGACCACGACCAUGCCUUCCGGCUACAAUGUUGAUAUCGAUAUUACAUCAUUAUCGCCUUCAAUGGCUCCCCAUAGCCACACAGGCAGUUGUUCUUUUCUCCAUCUCCUUCAACUUCCUCGAGACAAAGAUGACAAUAAUAGUAAUAAUAAUAAUAAUAAUAAUAAUAACAAUAAUAAUAAUCCUAAAACUGAUCAAAUUUUCUGCCCCAAAAAUAAUGACUCUGAUUAUGGGGUUUUGUGGGACAUGGAUUUGGAAGAGCAUACCUUUCAAGAUGGCGUCGGAUCGAACUUGGAUCAAAUGGCAUUCGACGACGUGGAUAGCAGCUUGGUUUUUCUCUAAAAGUUUGUGUUUACUCUGCUAAGCAGAUGACAGUAUCUGCUACAUUGCACAUUCAAUAUAGGUUUGUUUGUUGAUAUAUAGUUUUUAUAUAUAAUUGUAUGAUAUAUUUGCAUUUAGGAGAGUUAUUGGGACCUUUUGUUGUGUGUUUUCAACAACAUACUUAGAUUUCAUUUUUUUCUUCUUUUUCUUCUUUGGUCUUGUAUAGAAAAUUAGUCAAAUCUGUAAUAAUGAUAUUAGUUUAGGUUCAUAUUGUUUGUGGAUGUAAUAAAUUUGUGAUUUUUGAUA
This is a messenger RNA of Cucumis melo (muskmelon), 1533 nucleotides long. Its product is annotated as protein CUP-SHAPED COTYLEDON 3-like. The coding region runs from base 322 to 1248 and encodes 308 amino acids. Gene Ontology annotation, molecular function: DNA binding. Lineage: Eukaryota; Viridiplantae; Streptophyta; Magnoliopsida; Cucurbitales; Cucurbitaceae. The record is from RefSeq and is a predicted model, not a curated record. The transcript has 3 exons. Gene Ontology annotation, biological process: regulation of DNA-templated transcription.